GGCUCCGCCGCAGCGGGUCCCCGCCGGCCGCCCCGGCCUGCCCCCCGGCGCGGCUCGAGACCGGAGGGAGGGGAAGCGCUGGGGCCCGGCGGGCGCGGAGGGUGCUGGGGUGAGCCGGGCCCCGCGGAGCGGAGCAGAGCGGAGCGGAGCGGAGCGGGGGGUCGCGGCCCGGCCCGGCGCGGCCCGGCGAUGUGCCCGUUCCUGCCCCCUUUCUAACGCCGCUUCCGCCCCAUGGAAGGGGAAGCAGCGGCCGCUGGCUGCCGGCCGGCCCUGGCCGUCGGCGGGGGCCCGGGGGGCGGCGGUGCCCGCCCGGGGGGGCCGGGCCGCGCGGAGGGUGGAGCGGGCGCCGCGCCGCAGCCCUCGGCCGCCUCGCAGAGCAGCGCCGAGGCCUCGGCCCUCGACGGCUUCCCCCUGCGGCACUCAAACACACUGACAAACAGGCAGCGGGGCAAUGAGGUCUCGGCCCUUCCCGCCACGCUGGACACAUUGUCCAUUCACCAGUUAGCUGCCCAAGGUGAGCUCAGCCAGCUGAGGGAGCAUCUUCGGAAAGGUGAGAACUUGGUAAAUAAACCUGAUGAGAGAGGCUUCACCCCGCUGAUCUGGGCUGCUGCGUUUGGAGAGAUCGAAACGGUCCGUCACCUGCUGGAAUGGGGCGCUGACCCCCACGCGCUGGCAAAGGAGCGGGAGAGCGCCCUGUCCCUCGCCAGCAUGGGGGGCUACACGGACAUCGUCAUCAUGCUGCUGGAGAGGAACGUGGACAUCAACAUCUACGACUGGAACGGCGGCACCCCUCUCCUCUACGCCGUGCGCGGCAACCACGUGAAGUGUGUCGAGGCCUUACUAGCUCGCGGCGCCGACCUGACAACGGAGGCAGAUUCUGGCUACACCCCCAUGGAUCUGGCUGUGGCCCUGGGACAUAAGAAAGUCCAACAGGUUAUUGAAAAUCAUAUCCUCAAGCUAUUUCAGAACAAGGAGCUGGAGUGACGUGGUUUCUGCUGCAUCGCUGCAAUGCCAGCGCUUCUCCUGGCCGACGCAAAGGCUGCCCAUGACCACUGCGGCUUGAGCCAGCGGUCCCGAAAAGGGCAGCAGAGCGAUGCUUCUAGCAAGAAGCACGUGGAGGAAGCAGGGAACUGCCUGUCCCAGGCGGAUUUACAUCUCUCCCAGAGGGCAGCACGGCCUCAGCGCCUCACACCUGGAGGCACCAGUUCCUUGGGGCAGCUGCAUGUCUGCUCUGUCCAGGCUCAGUUGCUUUGUGCGCACGGGUAUUCAGGUUAUUGCAUUUUUGGAAGUAAACUCUAAAGCAGC
Molecule: messenger RNA, 1305 nt
Organism: Rhea pennata
Lineage: Eukaryota; Metazoa; Chordata; Aves; Rheiformes; Rheidae
Gene: RFXANK
Product: regulatory factor X associated ankyrin containing protein
Exons: 9
Coding region: 232-984 (250 amino acids)
Biological process (GO): regulation of transcription by RNA polymerase II
Cellular component (GO): nucleus
Molecular function (GO): protein binding
Source: RefSeq, a predicted model, not a curated record